AUUGGUGAUACUAUUACACUAAAUCACCAAGCAACUUUGUUGAAUAACAAAAUUGUAAAAAUGAGCAACAUGAUAUUGUUCUUAGUGGUGGUGUUGUUUUCAACUACUCUUACAAGUCAUAGUGUUGAUGGAUGUGAUAUUACUUUGAAAGAAGAUUUUGAGUUGGAGAGACAUCUAAAGCUAAUUAAUAAGCCUCCUAUAAAGAGUAUUGAGACAGAGUUUGGAUACAUAGUUGAUUGUGUUGAUAUUAAAAAACAACCUGCUUUAGAUCAUCCUUUAUUAAAGAAUCAUAAAUUACAGACAAGACCAAGUAUUUUUUCAAAAAAUGAAAAAACAAAUUUAAAUAUUUCACCGACUAAAACUAGAUUUGGAUUGGACAUAGUCAAUUGUCCUAAAGGAUCUGUUCCGAUACGGAGGACAACAAAAGAAGAACUCAUUCGUGCUAAAUCUUUAUUGGAAAAUAACACUUUAGCUAAACGCGAUGCUCACAAAGCGGAAGUAUAUCUAAAGAAUUUUCAUGGUGAAAAUUAUUAUGGAGUAAGUGGAACUACUAGCGUUUAUAAACCAGAAUGUACUAUUGAACAAGCUAGCGCAUCUAAUGCAUAUGUCCGAAAUGGAGAGGGAGGCGCUAUUAAUGAAAUUAGUGUUGGAUGGCAUGUAUUUCCCCAUAUAUAUGGUAAUGAUCGCACAUAUGCUUAUGCAACAUGGACCUCUGAUAAUUAUGUAAAGACGGGAUGCUACAAUGUACAGUGUCAAGGUUUUGUCCAAAUCCACAGUCAAUAUCACAUUGGUGCAGCUAUGCAAAAUACAUCUGUUUAUGGUGGAGACACUUUUACAAUGUCAAUUAAUAUUUAUCAAGACGCCAAAUCUAAAAAUUGGUGGAUAUCCAUUUUCGGUAACACAAUUGGAUAUUAUCCACAAGAAUUAUUCAACAACUUAAAAGAAGCUGUUCAAGUGGGAUGGGGUGGAGCGACAAUAGCUAUCGGUGCUCCUAGCCCUAAAAUGGGAUCCGGAUACUUUCCUGAUGGGAACUUUAAACAUGCAUGUUAUUUUCAAAAUAUUGGAUAUAAAAAUGCAACUAAUUCUCAGUAUUAUGGACCUGAUUAUUCUGCAGCAAAAGUUUUCCAUGAUGUCCCUGAAUGCUUUGGCGUUGACUACUAUGGUAGACAUGAAAGCCCAUUUGGAUAUUGUCUUCAAUUUGGAGGACCGGGUGGCAAAUGUGAUUAAUAAUCUAUAUUUUAAAUAAAUUAAAAGUGUAAUAUAUAUCAUCAUAAAUUAAAAGUUGAUCAUAGAAACAUUAUCAAU
This is a messenger RNA of Vicia villosa (hairy vetch), 1305 nucleotides long. RefSeq names its product protein neprosin-like. The annotation marks the transcript as partial. NCBI's taxonomy places the organism in Eukaryota, Viridiplantae, Streptophyta, Magnoliopsida, Fabales, Fabaceae. The transcript has 6 exons. The record is from RefSeq and is a predicted model, not a curated record.